AUGAAGAACGACGAGAGCAAGAGCUGGAUUCCGUCCAAGAAUUCUCCUACGAACAUGGUGUCAGCGGUCCCGGAUGCACUGAUAGGACUCGACGGAGCUCCACAAACCGUUGAACGGCCUGUUGAAGGAAACCCAAGCGACAAAGAUCCGCUCUUCACUGAUCCAGAGAAAUCUGGAAUUGCGAUCACACCCGGAACAAGACGAGUACUGGAAACGUAUAAACACCGACUCUGGAGCAAAGGCGUGGCAGAUGAUGCAUGGAGUCCAUUGGCGCAUCGCGCGUGCAUACAAGGGAACGAGCAACAGCUCAUACAUGAUCCAAAUAACGAUGCAAAUAGCAACGUGCGCCAGGAGGAUUUAGUCAAACAGUAUUCCUGGCAAUUUAUCACCUACAACGAUAAGACUCCAAUAAGGAUGUCGAUCGGGCAACUCCCUCCUCCGAACUCAUCGUUCAAAGACGUCAUCCGAUACGCAAGAAGGAUUCUCACAACUGUGAUUAAUCACACCCUGCUCAUACCUAAUACGUGGCCGACAAUAUCAGAUGAGGAUAUAAACGUAGAAGAUGUCCAUCUGGUUUUACGAGCCAUGUUGAGGGCUCAUAUCGAGAAGUUGGAGAAACAACUCGGCGCAGACGUCAUCUCAAUUACAGGGAUCGAAGACUCUGUUAAUUUCCCGUCGUCUGAGAGCGACAGUUUGCGUGGGAAGACGAUCACGCUAGGACUAUGGGACAAUCCUAGACCUGAUAAGAAUAUGCGAGGCCAGCAGCUGGAUGCCGCUUUCAACGCGCUGUAUGUCUUGUUGUGGCCCGGCAGCUAUACAGCGGCGUCAGAACUUGCUGUUGAACGAGUAAUCGGUGCACUCGUCGCACCGAAUUUCGGGGUUAACGAGUGUGAAACUCUCUCGGGACAGUCUGUACGGACAUCCUUGAUCCUUGGGUGUUUCGGAUCGUAUGCGUCGGCCGAUAUCUGCACCAAGAUGAUAUACCAUCCACCGAAGGACGUUUUUGACAAAUCAUCCCCUCCUCUCGACUUGACCGUACUCCAGCCGGUGGUUUUUGGUGCAGAUGCCAAGGUACGCCUAAGAAGCAAUGCAGCAAAGAAGAGGAAGGAAGACGACCUAGAAGACGAAUCAGAGGGUGACGACGAUCAUACAGAACCUACUAGCCAGGCGCCUAUGCUUCGACAUGGUACAAGCAGUCCUAUGCAUCGCGUUUCUGCCCAAUUGGCCUUUCUUUUCCAGCCAACCAUGAAGAUAUUCAUUGCACAUCUUUCAGAGAUAGAAGAGAAGAAGGUUGAAGGGAAUCUACGGUUGACAAUACCGAAUUGGGAGUCAUUGCCUCUCGAAGAUAAGCUGAAAGAAAAAGUGAAGGCGGUCAAUUGGACUAAUCUGAAGAUUCCCGAAUGGAUGUUUGUCUUCGGCAUCGGAUACGACUCCAAUGGCUUCAUAAUAUACACUUUUUAUCCGGUCCUAUUCGUGGACGGCAAUCAGCCUCGCUGGGAGUUUCUAUGUUUCCAGACGUCGACUUACUUCGACAACGUAUUUCAGCAUUAUGAUGCUAAAAUGCGGAUCGCAGCUUUGAAAACACUAUUGGCGAUGAGGAGGCAUUCACACUUCCUUGCUCAAUCCCUCAGAGCUGGCGAUCACCAAUUGCAUCUUCCAGAGGAGUUCAUCUUGGUGGUUAGGCGAAUGGCCAAAGAAGACGAGGCCAUCCGGUUGAGUCAGGUGGAGGCUGCCAAGCAACGUGAUAAAGACAAAAAAUCCCAGAGGGAUGGUGGGUUGGAGACCGAAUCUGUCCCUACGACUUCAAGGCAGCGGAGGGCCCCAAGACAAAAGGAAGAAGAGAAGGAGUACAGGCCGAGUGCAAGCUUGGGCUCGCUUCAGGGGUCGACGAGGCUCACAAGGUCUGAUGGAAAGGGGAAGGUAAAGGCUGCGUAG
Messenger RNA from Heterobasidion irregulare TC 32-1, 1935 nucleotides. RefSeq lists its product as uncharacterized. The transcript is spliced from 6 exons. NCBI's taxonomy places the organism in Eukaryota, Fungi, Basidiomycota, Agaricomycetes, Russulales, Bondarzewiaceae. The record is from RefSeq and is a predicted model, not a curated record. Bases 1 to 1935 code for a protein of 644 amino acids.